AGGCCGCCGGGGCGGCGCCGGGCGGCGCCGGAGCAGAUGCGCCGAGAGAGGGGCCCUCGGACCUCAGGUGCAAGAGGGGCCACAUCAUGGUCCAGAGGUCCAAGAACCCGCGCGGUUACUUGAACCCCGUUUGCUGCGACAAGUGCCAGCGGGAGAACUUGCCGAAGAAGUGCUCCGUCUUCUUCUCUCCCUGUGCGCGGCCUGGCCCAUCGGGCCCUCGUCUGGGGGCACCGAAAGGUUUGGCUACUUCUUUCACUGCAGCUUCUGCAAAUUUGACGUCUGCCCGAAGUGCUCUACAGAGUGGAAGCACGAGAUGAUCAAGAGAGCCAAGAACAAGACAAAAAGGCGAGCGGCGCAAGGUGCAGAAGGACCGCGAGCACCUCGGGACCACCUACACGCGCGCCCGCCGGGAAGUGCUGUCCACCCUGCCCACGGAGGACACCGCUGUGAGCCGGGCGCCGACUCACGUGACCGUGGUCUCAGAUUGGACGGAGGGAGUCCCGGUGUGACUCAGAAAAAAGCUAGCCAAGC
Molecule: messenger RNA, 531 nt
Organism: Prorocentrum cordatum
Lineage: Eukaryota; Dinophyceae; Prorocentrales; Prorocentraceae
Source: the annotation of a GenBank genome assembly